Messenger RNA from Podarcis raffonei (Aeolian wall lizard), 709 nucleotides. RefSeq lists its product as uncharacterized. The record is from RefSeq and is a predicted model, not a curated record. The transcript is spliced from 2 exons. Gene Ontology annotation, molecular function: catalytic activity. The annotation marks the transcript as partial. NCBI's taxonomy places the organism in Eukaryota, Metazoa, Chordata, Lepidosauria, Squamata, Lacertidae.
UCCUACUGGGAAGAUCCAGUUUUCUGAGUGCAUGUUCUGGAAGCUGGGCAAUAGGGGCAGUACAGGAUUCCUUUUGGUGUACCGACCUCCCCGCUGCACCAAGGAUUCCCUGUCUGAGCUGCUUCAGGUCGUGGCGGAUUUUCUCCUGGAGACACCUAGUUUGGUUGUCCUAGGGGAUUUUAACAUCCAUGCCGACACGACCUUACAAGGGGCUGCUCGGGACUUCGUGGAAAGCAUGGCCUCCAUGGGGCUGUCCCUGAAUAAGUUUGGCCCAACCCAUAGUCAUGGACAUGCCUUAGACCUGGUGUUCACCUCUAGUGACGUGGGUGAUCUGACACUAAGUAAAAGUGAAACAAAAGAAGUGCCAUGGUCAGAUCACUUCCUGGUGCAACUGGACUUCUCCGCGACCCUUCCCCUCUGCAGGGAGGUGGGACCAAUUCGGAUGGUCCGCCCCCGCCACUUAAUGGAUCCAGAUGGUUUCCAGAGAGUGGUAGGGGAUGCUUUAUCCCAUGUUGAUGGCCUUUCAGCUGAUUCCCUGGUGGCCCGCUGGAAUGCGGAGUUAACCAGGGCUAUCGACUGUCUGGCUCCGAAGCGCCCUCUCCGAUUGCAUGGAGCCCAGACAGCCCCGUGGUUUUCUUCGGAGCUGAGGGCGAUGAAACAAUCGCUGAGACGGCUAGAGCGUCGGUGGCAAAAAACUCACUCCGUUCGA